CAUGAACUUUUGGAAAACCAAAGCGGUGAAGAAGUUCUCUUUGAUCCAUUGCUGCACUCUGGUUUAGUGCCUUUGAUCCUGCAGAAGAGAAUCAGGAGAAAGGAGCUCAGUGUGGAGAUGGGAGGUUCUGCAGACGAUGCUGCAGUGUUUUUCCGUUCCUCCUGAGCCGUCCUGAUGGCGGUGGUGUUCAGGAAGGCGGUGGGGCGCUGUGGUGUCUGCUGCCCCACCAGCAGGUGGAGGCUAGACACACACUCUCACAGAGAUCCCACCGCCCGAACGCCUCAGUCGGAGCUCAGAUCAUCGGUCAUGGAGCCUCUGAGGACGCUGCUGCUCUUCCUCCUUCAGCUGGCCUCUCCUCUGGCGGCCCCGGUUCCGUGUGAGGAGCGGGUGGUCCGUUUGGAGGCAGAGAUCCGGGGCCUGAUGAACGUCAUCAACGACCAGCACCGCUACAUCCUGGAGCUCCACAACACGCAGUCGCUGCAGCUGCAGCAGAUCCCCAACACACACCUGGGCCCCAAGGACCUGUACAGAGCUACGACCUGCAGAUCGACAUGGAGGACUUUAAGGGGAACCACCGCUUUGCAAAGUACCGGAACUUUAGGGUGGACGACGAGCAGGACCAGUACCAGCUGCAUGUGGGCGAGUACACGGGCACCGGCGACGACGCUCUGUCCGACGCCCUCAACCCCAACAGCCCGUGCUCCGGCGGCAUCAAGUUCAGCACCUUCGACCACCCCAACUACAUCAACGCCGGCGACGACAAAGGCCGCUGCAUCCGGCACAGCAAGUCGGGCUGGUGGUUCUGCCGCUGCGACUCUGGAAAUCUGAAUGGGCGGUACUACAAGGGGCCGUUCGAGGCCAUGAGCGACGACGGCGUGACGUGGUACCUGUGGCACGGAUGGUCCUACGCCAUCAAGUCUGUGGUGAUGAUGCUGCGCGCCGCAGACCUGGAGAACCCGCCGCCCAUCAUCGCACGCUGGCCGGGCCAGUUCCACACCGUCGCAGUGACAGAAGGAACCAACCACGCUCCUUAUGGCCAGUAGGAGGCGCCGUCCUCACGGGCGCACCUCCCCGGCAGCCUGCAAUAAAGUUCUGACCCGAAAUAAAAAACAGCUGCUUCA
Molecule: messenger RNA, 1121 nt
Organism: Oryzias melastigma (Indian medaka)
Lineage: Eukaryota; Metazoa; Chordata; Actinopteri; Beloniformes; Adrianichthyidae
Product: fibrinogen-like protein 1
Biological process (GO): negative regulation of T cell activation; regulation of immune response
Source: RefSeq, a predicted model, not a curated record